AUGCAAGACUUGUGGCUGAUAUCUGUCCCCCUGGACAAGACCAGUGCAAAAAGUGUCGAGAAACUCAAACAUAUUGUUGGCAAGACUAACUUGGCCUCCUGCUGCAAAUUCUCCAUUCCAGAUCUGACGGUGGGAAUACUGGACAGCCUGCUCUGCGUGUCAGAUGAACUCUCCACACUCGACACAUUGACUGAAAGCGUGAUGACAAAAACAUGCCAGUGUAUGAGGGAGGUGAUGGAGCAAGCCAGGGACAAAGUGGCGGAAAACGUCUUAGCCAAUGGAGUGGACAUGAUGAGCUAUGUGACAAGCUUCCAGUGGGAUAAAGCCAAGUAUCCCACAUCCCUGCCCCUCCCCAGCCUGGUAAACAUCAUCACUAAGGAAGUUUCCCAGGUGGAGGUGGAAUUAAAAUCCAGAGCUGCGGCGUUCAGCAGUGUGAAGGCAAGCUUGCAGUGUCUUGAGCGCAAACUAGAAGGCGGUUUGCAAACAUGCAGCCUGAACGGCAUCGUGAGGAGAGAAGACCUGGUGUUCUCAGAGUACCUCACCACUCUGCUGGUGGUGGUGUGCAGGAGGGACUAUAUGAGGUGGGAGAGGACGUAUGAAUCUUUGUCAGCGUUUGUGGUGCCACGGUCAAGCAGGAAACUCUAUGAAGAUGGAAAAGGUGGUAUUUUUUCCGUGACGCUGUUCAAGAGAGUGGUGGCUGAAUUCAAAGCCAAAGCCCAGGAAAGCAAGUUCACUGUGCGUGAGUAUAGCUUUGACCUGGAGGAGAAGCAGCAACAGGAGAGGAAGGAGCUCCGUGUUCACAAGAAAGAACACUAUGGCAUGUUUGUGCCUUGGUUGAAAGUGAAUUACAACCAGGUGUUUAUUGCCUGGAUUCACCUGAAAGCAUUGAGGGUCUUUGUAGAGUCAGUACUCAGGUACGGACUGCCUGUGAACUAUCAGGCCCUUCUGCUUCAGUCAGACAGAAAAUGUUCAGAGAAACUGAAAGAAGUACUUUCCUCUUUGUUUGUGCAUCUGGACCCAACUGCCACUGUCAGCAAAAUGGAUGUGACCUGUGACAUUCCAGGACUCAGCCAGCAGGACUACUUCUCGUACAUCUGCUUCCACAUCAACACCAACAUGUUGGAGCUCUGCUAGCAACCCUCAAAGGGGGCACCAAAACACAGACCAUUCCUUCUGUGGUGCCUGGUUGCCUAGUGCCUGAUACACUUUGCACAAGGAUAAACCCUUAUUACUGUACUGUUGUCCCUGCCAU
This is a messenger RNA of Dunckerocampus dactyliophorus (ringed pipefish), 1252 nucleotides long. RefSeq names its product ATPase H+ transporting V1 subunit C2 (gene atp6v1c2). The coding region runs from base 1 to 1134 and encodes 377 amino acids. The record is from RefSeq and is a predicted model, not a curated record. Gene Ontology annotation, cellular component: lysosomal membrane; vacuolar proton-transporting V-type ATPase, V1 domain. Gene Ontology annotation, molecular function: proton-transporting ATPase activity, rotational mechanism. Gene Ontology annotation, biological process: proton transmembrane transport. Lineage: Eukaryota; Metazoa; Chordata; Actinopteri; Syngnathiformes; Syngnathidae. The transcript is spliced from 12 exons.